Molecule: messenger RNA, 801 nt
Organism: Moesziomyces aphidis
Lineage: Eukaryota; Fungi; Basidiomycota; Ustilaginomycetes; Ustilaginales; Ustilaginaceae
Source: the annotation of a GenBank genome assembly
AUGGGAUCGAAGGCUGCGUCGGAGCUUGCCUCGGUCCCAUCCGAGGACCUGGACGCCUACAUCGCCGAGCUGAUCGUGAAAAAGGCGCGCACCAAGCAAGCGCACGCGGACGAGCGCGGUGUCGCCUCGUACCUCGAGCCGGGCGAUACAGAGGCAGCACGCGUGCCAAACACGAACAAACGCUUCCUUGCAAGAGUCAUUCGAAAUGUCGAGGGCCACAACAGCGCGCUCAGACGCCAGCAGCAGCGAUCCGAGCACCGGUCUGCCUCGUCCAGCCGUGCGGAAAGCGCUGGAUCGUCAAAGAUGCGAGGCUGGUCAGAUGACGAACGCAAUACCGAAGAGAAAGCUCGGUAUGGUAGAUCGGAUGUGCAUUCAGAGAGGAGCGGGGAAGGAAUGUCGAGCAAGAUGGACAAGCACUUUGAAGAGGCCUGUUCGGACUCGGAGUCAAGGCAGAGUCAGCGACGGUCGGGAGCAGAAGACGACAAGCACUCGAGUAGCCGCAAGCGAAGACACGACACAGAGCGCAGCCCAGAGCGAGACGGACGCCGCAGCAGCUCUCACCGCUCCCAUCGGUCCAGCCGAUCCGAACGAUCGGAGCGAUCGGAGCGAUCCAGGAGCGGCCACUCGCGUCCACACGAAGGCGCUUCCGACGACGAACGGCGUCACCGCAAACGCAGCCACACCAUCCGGCGCUCGAGCGACCGCAAGUCGGAGCACAAGUCGCGCCCACGCAAGCGGUCUGCCUCUCCACCAUCAGCACCGCCACCGCCCAAAGUGCGCGAAUGGGAUCUUGGCAAAUAA